Drosophila guanche is the source of this 2114-nucleotide messenger RNA. RefSeq lists its product as uncharacterized. Gene Ontology annotation, molecular function: zinc ion binding; RNA polymerase II transcription regulatory region sequence-specific DNA binding; DNA-binding transcription factor activity, RNA polymerase II-specific. Gene Ontology annotation, biological process: regulation of transcription by RNA polymerase II. Gene Ontology annotation, cellular component: nucleus. The transcript has 2 exons. The coding region runs from base 243 to 1946 and encodes 567 amino acids. The record is from RefSeq and is a predicted model, not a curated record. Lineage: Eukaryota; Metazoa; Arthropoda; Insecta; Diptera; Drosophilidae.
CCCGCGGUCACACUGCCGACGGCAUAUUGUGUACUGAAAAAUUUUCGUGAAAAAAUUGUUAUUAAACAAUUCAAAGAAACAAAUAACGCAAAAAAAUACGAAGAGACACUAACGAAGUGCGCGGUGAAAAAUCUGCAAACAGCAAAAGCAAGAAAAAGUUCGACAAAGACCGCCGGUAGUCCGCGCCAAAAAAAAGGCAAAAAGCACCGGGGUGCACGCACAAAAAAAAAAAACCCGCAGAAAUGGAGGCCGACAUUGCGCCUGUGGUUGCUGCUAAUGGCACUGAGGAGACCAGUACGCAGAGUGUAGCGCCGACGAUGUACCAGGAGCUACACCCACGCACCGAGCAGCAACAGAAUAAACCGAUAGAAGCAUCCUCAGCAACAGUGGUGGGCGAGAUUAUAGAUUACCUGCAAGAGGGAGACGACGGUACAGCCGGCCAUGCAACAGUAACUGAGGAGACAGGUGCAACAGCAAGAGAGGAGGAAAGUGCAACAGCAACAGAGGGGGAAGGUGCAAAAGCAGUUGCAGCUAAUGCUGUUGCUGCUGCUGAGCCCGAGCCAAUGGGGGAGGCAGAAUUUUUAGACGAUGAAAUGCCCGAUGUGGAUGUGCACAAACUCAUUGAAGAAGUUGACAACGCCAACAAAUCGCCUGCAAAGCCGAGCAUCGAUACGGCAUCAGAAAAUCCCGUGGCAGGUGACGUCGAUGCGGAGGUAGAUACUGCUGCCAAAGCCAAAUCUUUGGGCGUCGAUGCUGAAGAAGAAGAGACGGAUAUUGCCGGUGAUGGUGGUGCUGAUGGUGCUGCCGCUGAAGACAAUUUUGAGACAGCCUCCGAGGAGGAGGCCGAACUAAUCCUCGGUGACGAGCCCAUCGAACUGGCCGAAGGCACUGAGCCUGUAGCCGCUGUCAGGGAGCGCAAGAAGGAGGAGGAAGUGGACGAGAAUCAGUGCCGCGUGUGCACCACCAAGGAGGGUCUAGUCAGUCUCUUUAAGAAGACAGUCGACGCCACACCAGCCGACAUGCUGGUGGACCUCUGUCCCAACUUGUCCAUUGCUGUCAAGGACUUUAUGCCGCAGUUCAUUUGUGGCACGUGCCUGAACAGUCUCACCAUUGCCAUACAGUUCCGGAAGCAGCUGGAGACCACGGAGAGAGAUCUACGCAAGCGGCUGUCUCGCGGCAAGAACAAGGUGCGUCGCCCCCGUGGGUAUGUGGUCAUUGAUGCGCCCGUUUCCGACUCGGCCAGCGAUGACGAUGAGGACGACGAUGUGGAGUUCAAGGUGUCGGAUGUGGCGGGCUCCACCAGUGCGGAGAGUGACUCGGCCGACUCGGACAUCAGCGAGAAACGCAAACGUCCGCUGGGACGCGGCCGUGGACGCAAGAAGGCCACGAAGCGUGGCAGUGAGGACAACGAAGAGGAAUCUGGUAGUGCACCGAAGAGGAAGGGCCAUAGCUCUCCUUCGAUGUCCAGCGGUCCCUUUGAGUGCAAUCAAUGCGACCUGACCUUCUCGCGCAAACAGUCGUACGUGCUGCACCGCAAGUCGCACGAUCCCCGCCGCGUGUUCACCUGCGAAAUCUGCGAGAAGACUUUCAAAGUGCAAUGGGCCUACAAGACGCACAUGGAACGGCACGCCCUGGAGCGUGCUCACUUCCGUUGCGAACUCUGCACACAGGUCUUCAAGCUGCGGGCCGAACUGAAGCGCCAUAUGGCCGUGCGUCACGAUGAGCACGGCUUUAUCUACGAAUGCAAGCGCUGCCAGCGCACUUUCCUCACACAGCAGCGCCUGCAGCGCCAUCAGAGCACCAGCUGCCUGCGCCAUGGCCACGAGGAGCACAGCAGUUAUCACAACAAGCGCAGAUCCACGGAUGGCCAGCCCCAAGGCAGGGACCUCUUCAAGUCUGUGGCGCCCCUGACCACCACCUACUGGAGCGACAGCUUCUCGGACUAAACUAAACUCAAACCUCGUUGUGCAGCGGGCAGAGCUCGAGCUUGGAAAUUUCCGACAUGUGCGAUGAUUUGUGUGUUUUUGUUUCCAUCAAACGAUUUUUAGUUUAUCCUAGAUUUAAGUUGAAAUUAGUGCAAGCAAAUACAACUGCAAAUGUGUGUAAUGAAUGAA